AUGUUCUCAGAGUCGACGCUUGUAAACACUAUCUUGCUUGGGCCUCUCUCCAUCCUUGGAGGUGUUGCUUUUGGAGUGAUUUGGGGUACUAUAUGCAGCUGCAUACCAGAGAAGACUGAUCCUUUCGUGGGUCCUUUACGAGUCCUUAUGUUGCUUGUAGGUGGUAUGUUAGCUGUCUUCGCUAGCGAAAUGUUUGGCUAUGGUGGCGCUGGACCAUUGGGAUGUGUUAUUGCUUCAUUUGUGGCACUGUCGUACUGGACAAAACAGGGUUGGCACAUAGAAGACAACCCCGCAGCAACAGCCUUCGAAAUCUUCUGGCGAAUCUGUCAACCGAUCCUGUUCAGCAUAGCAGGAGCCAGAAUCAAGUUCCAAGAACUGGACACCAAUGUUGUUCUGACCGGAUGCACGGUAGUGAUCGUGGGGGUUUUGGUCAGAUUGGCUGCUACAACGGUUGUGGGUAUUGGAUGUAAGCUGAAUUUGAAGGAGAAGGUGUUUGUUGGUAUAGCAUGGAUGUGCAAGGCUAUCGUACAGGCAGCUUUGGGACCUGUAGCCUUGAGCAUGGUGCCUCACGAUUCAGAAGAAUACAUACACGCAGAAAAAGUCCUGACCACUUGCGUGCUGUCUAUCAUCAUCACUGUACCAACAGGAGCUCUCCUCACUACCAUCCUUGGUUCAAGAUUCCUUACCAAGACCAAACAGCCCAAAAUGACAACGUUAGAGAUAAAAAGAAGGUAUAGUCGAAGACCGUCCAUUAGAGACAUCAGCAUCAUCGAGGAGGAUGAAGAAGAUUCUCAAGAAGGCGAAAUCAAAGAGAAACUGAAUGACGUCAAAGAGGAAGAAGUUGUGUAGACUAAAUUUAAAAUAGGUGGUUGAUUAUACACGUAGCCUUGGUUUCUAGUUUUACUCGAAAAACAAGUCAUCCUUGAAUGACGCUGAAGACGCCAAGGGAAAAAUAAAGAUUUCCGUUAAAGAAUUUUCAAGCUUGUUUCACGUGUACAGAGAAAAUCCCUAUGUUUAGUGAAACGUUUUCUGUUUUCUGCUUACACAUACCUAAAGAUGCCGUUAGUUUUACCAUUGUUUUUUUUGUUAUUGAGAAUAGUAGUAAUGUAGGAUCUCUGUGUGAUAUAAACAUAAAAUCUAACAUUAGAUUAUUUUGUGAUUUACCCAAUUUAGUACUACUCCGUACAUACUUUUUUUUGAUCGUGGCUUAAUCUGAGCAUUUUUCAUCUGACAUCUGAUAAUUAUUUCAUUAUUUGAUGAGGUGCUGGUAUGAUUGUACGUCAAAUAGUAUUGAAUAGUUAUAUCCAUAAUUUUGUAUAGUCAUAUCUUACUAAUACCUUUUUCAAGUAUUCCGUUAGUAACUGUUAGAUUAAAAGAAAC
Acanthoscelides obtectus is the source of this 1380-nucleotide messenger RNA. The record is from the annotation of a GenBank genome assembly. NCBI's taxonomy places the organism in Eukaryota, Metazoa, Arthropoda, Insecta, Coleoptera, Chrysomelidae.